Messenger RNA from Glarea lozoyensis ATCC 20868, 4845 nucleotides. Its product is annotated as P-loop containing nucleoside triphosphate hydrolase. Gene Ontology annotation, molecular function: microtubule binding; microtubule motor activity; ATP hydrolysis activity. Gene Ontology annotation, biological process: microtubule-based movement; cytoskeleton-dependent intracellular transport. The coding region runs from base 1 to 4845 and encodes 1614 amino acids. NCBI's taxonomy places the organism in Eukaryota, Fungi, Ascomycota, Leotiomycetes, Helotiales, Helotiaceae. Gene Ontology annotation, cellular component: microtubule; kinesin complex. The record is from RefSeq and is a predicted model, not a curated record. The transcript has 2 exons.
AUGGCGGGAGGGAACAUCAAGGUGGUGGUGCGGGUGCGGCCCUUCAAUGGAAGAGAAAUUGACCGUGGAGCAAAAUGUAUCGUGCAAAUGAAAGACGCCCAGACGGUCCUGACACCGCCCCCAGAAUUUGAAGCUCGGAAUGGGAAAGCUGGGAAAGACGGAGGUCAGAAAGUUUUUGCAUUCGACAGAUCGUACUGGUCCUUCGACAAGUCCGACUCGAAUUAUGCUGGACAGGACAAUUUGCACAAUGACCUCGGGAAACCCUUGUUGGACAACGCAUUUCAGGGAUAUAACAAUUGUAUUUUCGCAUACGGACAAACGGGAUCUGGCAAAUCUUAUUCGAUGAUGGGCUAUGGUCCGGAAGCAGGAGUUAUCCCCAAAAUUUGCCAGGACAUGUUCGAACGAAUUGGGACCCUGCAAGAGGACAAGAACCACCGCUGUACAGUGGAGGUAUCCUACUUGGAAAUUUACAAUGAGCGUGUUCGAGAUUUGUUAAAUCCUUCAACCAAGGGCAAUCUCAAGGUCCGCGAACAUCCAUCUACUGGGCCGUAUGUGGAAGAUCUGGCGAAGUUGGUGGUGAGUAGCUUCAACGAAAUUGAGAAUUUGAUGGAUGAAGGAAACAAAGCUCGUACGGUUGCUGCUACGAAUAUGAAUGAAACAAGUAGUCGAAGUCAUGCCGUAUUUACUCUUACUCUCACGCAGAAGAAACAUGACGUGGAAACAAACCUGGCUAUGGAAAAGGUUGCAAAGAUCAGUCUUGUUGAUCUUGCUGGAUCCGAACGUGCAAAUUCUACUGGCGCAACCGGGGCACGAUUGAAGGAAGGUGCUGAGAUUAACAGGUCUCUCUCAACACUGGGUCGAGUUAUAGCCGCGCUAGCGGAUCUUUCUGAGGGGAAAAAAAAGAAAGGGAAAGCUACGAACCAAGUGCCUUAUCGUGACAGUGUUCUCACCUGGCUUUUGAAGGAUUCUCUCGGUGGAAACAGUAUGACAGCUAUGAUAGCAGCUAUCAGUCCGGCGGACAUCAACUUUGAUGAGACCUUGAGCACGUUGAGAUAUGCAGACAGCGCUAAGCGAAUUAAGAACCACGCGGUCGUGAACGAGGAUGCAAAUGCCCGAAUGAUACGCGAGCUCAAGGAAGAAUUGGCAAGCCUCCGAAGUAAACUAAGUGGCGGCGGAGGGGCCACGGAGGAGGUCUAUGCCGAAGGAACACCGUUGGACAAGCAAAUUGUCAGUAUUGUAGCACCAGAUGGAACAGUCACAAAGGUUUCCAAAGCGGAAAUUGCAGAGCAGCUCAACCAGAGCGAGAAGCUCUACUCCGACCUGAACCAGACCUGGGAGCAAAAGCUUCAGAAGACGGAAGAAAUUCACAAAGAACGGGAAGCUGCUCUAGAGGAAUUAGGUAUUAGCAUAGAAAAAGGCUUUGUUGGGUUACACACACCCAAAAAGAUGCCGCAUCUGGUCAACUUGUCGGAUGAUCCAUUACUGGCCGAGUGCUUGGUGUAUAAUCUGAAACCAGGUACAACAACUGUUGGUAACGUUGAUGCAAACGCUGAGCAAGCUGCGGAAAUUCGUCUCAAUGGGUCUCGGAUAUUGGAAGAGCACUGCUCUUUCGAAAAUGUUGACAAUGUGGUAACACUCUUGCCCAAGGAAGGGGCCGCAGUAAUGGUCAAUGGGAAGCGUAUCGUGGAACCGAGAAGACUGAGAAGCGGUUAUCGAGUAAUUCUGGGCGAUUUUCAUAUUUUCCGGUUCAACCAUCCUAUGGAAGCCCGCGCGGAAAGAGCAGAGAGCUCAUUACGACAUUCGGUGCUUGCAAAUCAGCUACAGGAUUACGACAAAGCCUCUCCAUCCCCUAGCCCCAGACCAGGCCACUCCAGAACAUUUAGUAAGGCUACCUCUGAGGCAGACUGGGAUGGGAGCAGGCCCGAUUCCCCAAUGCCCCAACAAGGGGGAGAUUCAGACUGGUCUUUUGCCCGGCGAGAAGCUGCUAGUGCUAUACUUGGAACUGAACACAAGAUCACUGGCCUUAGUGAUGAAGAGCUUAACCUGCUAUUUGAGGAUGUGCAGAAGGUGCGAGCGGAACGGGCGAACAGAGAAUUGGAUGACGAUCUUGAUUCGGUCACCUCAUAUCCUGUGCGAGAGAAAUAUUUGUCAAAUGGGACGCUGGACAAUUUCUCGCUUGACACUGCGCUCACGAUGCCAUCGACGCCUAAACAAGGCGAGGUUGAGGACAAAAUGCGGGAGGUGCGAGAGGAGAUGCAAGUACAGUUGGACAAGCAAAAGGAGGAUUAUCAAGAGCAACUCAAAUCUGCCGAAGCUGCAAAUGUCGAGGUAGAGGAGAUUAAAAAAGAAAAGGCCCGGAUGGAAGAGAGUUUACGAGAAGUGAAAGAGGACAUGCUCUUGCAGCUAGAAGCCCAGAGGAAAGAGUUUGAGGAACGUCUCCAACAGAUAAGUCCCAACAAAAAAGUCCAGCUGGAUGGCCCUGCACCAUUGACCGAGCAAGAAAUUUCGAUCGCCAAAAGAGUGACGGACCACUGGAGGGGUCGAAGAUACGUCCGUAUGGCCGAGGCCGUAUUGCAGUCUGCAGCAAAUCUCAAAGAAGCUCAAGUUAUGAGUCAAGAAAUGGACGAAUCUGUCGUCUUUCAAUUUGCGAUUGUUGAUGUUGGCCAUGAACUUUGCUCGUCAUACGACAUGGUGUUGAACGGAAUAUCGGGAGAAGGGGAUGAUUUGUUCCUGGAGGACGCAAAGAAGCCCUGCAUUGCUGUUCGUGUGAUCGACUAUAGGAGCAGUGUGGUACACCUUUGGAGUCUACAGAAACUGCAGGACAGAGUGAGGCUCAUGCGGCAAAUGCAUCAAUACAUGGAUCGCCCAGAGUACUUGCAACACUUUCGUUUGGACAACCCUUUUGUGGAGACGUGCAUGCCUCAGUAUACCCAUAUUGGCGAUGUAGAUGUCCCACUAGCUGCUGUCUUCGAAAGCCGUGUGCAGGACUUCAGUCUUGACGUGGUUUCUCCUUACACGUCGCAUGCCAUCGGUAUCAUCAAAUUGUCGCUAGAACCAUCUUCAGCUCGAGCGCCCUCUAGCACGCUAAAGUUUAAUGUCGUAAUGCACGACAUGAUCGGCUUUGCGGAGAGAGAAGGCACUGAUGUCCAUGCCCAAUUAUUCCUGCCUGGCAUAUCUGAAGAUGGUGGCGUCACGACAACACAAAUGAUAAAAGACUUCGACGAAGGGCCUAUCCGUUUUGAAAGUGUCCACAGCAUGAGUGUACCUAUGUUUGGUCCGAUGAACGUCUCUUUACGCGUUGCGAUAUUCUCUAAAGUCUCUUCUAUGCAUUUAGAUAAAUUACUUAGCUGGGACGAUAUGCAGGAUCAUCCACCCCGUCCUACUAAGAAGCGCAAGAGUGCUCGUAUCGCCGAAUCACAGUUCUUUACUGAAGAAAAGCACGAUGUUUUUUCUCGUGUGCAAAUCCUUGAACUGGCGGAAAACGGAGACUAUCUUCCUGUUGAAAUUAUUCAGACAAGCGAUCUUGAUAAAGGGUCCUUUCAGUUACACCAAGGACUUCAGAGGCGGAUUCUUAUCAACCUCACGCAUAGUUCCGGUGAAGCUUUGCCAUGGAAUGAGACGGGGAAUCUGCGCGUUGGCAAAGUACAGCUGAUUGACCAUGUCGGCAAAACACCAGACUUGGGCUCCCCCACCCCAGAAAUACCGUUGAAGAUAGUGUCAAAACCUAUCAUUGCAGCAAAUCCUAACGGAACGACUACGGUGACGAUGAUUGGCCAAUGGGACUCAAGUGCUCAUGCUUCAUUGCUACUUGACCGCGUUACCGCAGACAAAUAUAAGGUCCAAAUGUCUGUAUUUUGGGACAUAACUUCUAAUAAACUGGCUGAGCCGAUGACCUUUUCGAUGAAUGUCUGCUCGCAGAUCCUUCCGCGCUCGCAUAUUCGUUCUACAUCUAUGUUCGCCUCGUUAUGGCAGAGCGUGCGUAUAGUACACUCAAUGAGUGGCAUCUUUUCAGUUUCGGUUCGGCCUCGGCCAGUCAAACGUGCUGGGGAUCUUUGGCGGAUGAGCACCAAUAAUGACUACGUAAAGGGUGAAGAGGGAUUGACAAAUUGGGCACCGAGAGGUGUAUCUCUGAUUCGAGAUUACAUCGCAGCCAGGAGGCGGAAACAGCGAAUUGCAGAUAUUGAGGCAGCUAAACCGGUCCUCGCCAAAGUCACAUUUCCUGAGAGAGAUGUCGUGGAGGCACAAUCAGCCGAAAGAAAUUUGGUCGAAACUCCAUUGACAAAGCAACAACAAACACUCCUUCACAAAUACCUCAACCUGUGGCAUCUAUGUCAUGACCCCACGACGAGUAUUCUCGGGUCAGCAAAUGUCGAACCACCAUCAAAUGGUGUAUCAACGCCACCUCCCGCGCCGUCUGCCUCGCCAAACCUCUUAGCUACUAUCUCCCUCGUUCACAAAAAUCCCGAGAUCCUCAAAGGCGGCACCCUACUCACUCCUUCAGCUGACAGCACUCGCUGGGAACGUCGUUUUGUCGAAUUGAGACGGCCAUAUUUACAUAUGCAUUCCGUUCCAGACGGCGAGGAAGUCUGCGUGAUUGCCCUACGAAAUUCACGCGUAGACCAUAAACCUCAAAUCGCAAAGCUACUCAAGAGAGACGGUGCAAACAAUCGAGGCCGCGCCGGGGAACGGGAUGAAGAAAAAGUAUUCGCGGUCUACGGCACUGACAAUACCUGGUUAUUCAAGGCGCGAAGCGAGCGCGAGAAAGUAGAAUGGAUAUUUAAAAUCGAUCAAAGUUAUUUCAGUAAUGGUGGAAGCUCCGGAGGAAGUGGGAGUGAAAGUGAAUGA